Molecule: messenger RNA, 462 nt
Organism: Pochonia chlamydosporia 170
Lineage: Eukaryota; Fungi; Ascomycota; Sordariomycetes; Hypocreales; Clavicipitaceae
Product: mitochondrial import receptor subunit tom-22
Exons: 2
Coding region: 1-462 (153 amino acids)
Biological process (GO): intracellular protein transport
Cellular component (GO): mitochondrial outer membrane
Source: RefSeq, a predicted model, not a curated record
AUGGUCACCCUUACCGAAGUUGAGGAUGAGCACUUCCAGGCCACCCAGGCUGGUCCUGACGUCGAUGACGAUGAUUUCACUGAUACCGACUCUGAAAUUUCCAAUGAUUCUGACUACGACCCUAUGAACGAGACCCUGGCGGAACGUCUAUAUGCACUUCGAGAUAUCGUCCCCCCUACCACGAGAGGCUGGAUCUCCAGCCGUGUCAACUCCAUCUCCAGCAAGGCUUGGAGUGUUUUGUCAUUCAGCGGCAAGGGUGCUUGGGUGAUCACCACGUCUGCUCUGUUCUUCGGUGUUCCUUUUGCUCUGUCUUUCGCCGAGGACCAGCAACUCACCGCCAUGGAACAGGAGUAUAACAUGCGACAGACCGGAAGUGAGCUGCUGACUGCGGGCGCAGAGCAAAACACCGCUGACAAGGUUGGAGCCGCUCUGGGUGAUGGUCAAGCCAAGCCCUCACUAUAA